Molecule: messenger RNA, 3217 nt
Organism: Bradysia coprophila
Lineage: Eukaryota; Metazoa; Arthropoda; Insecta; Diptera; Sciaridae
Gene: Drak
Product: Death-associated protein kinase related
Biological process (GO): intracellular signal transduction; protein phosphorylation; positive regulation of apoptotic process
Cellular component (GO): nucleus
Molecular function (GO): ATP binding; protein serine/threonine kinase activity
Source: RefSeq, a predicted model, not a curated record
AUGCGAGUCAGUCAAUUACUGGAAGCGAAAGGUGGUAGUGGUAGUUCGUUCGCAGCAAAAGUUUUAAAAAGUUUUAUCGGGCGGGCGUGGUGUUUAUUUAAAAUUAUUUCAUUAUUUCAGUUAAAGAGUACCGUAGUAAAUAUAUUUUUUUAACAACAAACCAAUUUUACGCUAAAAGAUUGCAGAGAAACAAAUGCCACUGCAAUAGUUAAACGAAAACAUUUUGUGAGUGAAGUUUGUGUGAAGCAUUGCAUUCAUUCAAUGAUAAAUUUCAUGCAAAGUAUUAUUGGAAUCAAGAACCCCUUGGCAAAGUGUUGUGAAAAGCAUUUUUAAACGGUACUGGGAACAGAUCCACUGGUGCUCUACUUCUAUAGAAAGCAACGAAGCAACGAAGCAACUGUCAACUUUUUUGUGUUGUUCGAAAAGUUUCUCCAUAAAUUUAAUGUCAAAUUAAUCAACGAAAUCCAUAACUGAUCUUCGAUUGCAUUCUGAAAAAAAGUGUUACCCUCAGAAGACAACCUAACAUUUAAAACAUUGGACCAAUUAAUUGCACAACAAAGCCAAAGUGUCAAAGACGGCCUUUCAAAGUCAUUCAUCGCAUUUUAAUAUUCUCAUCUGUGUGCGCCCUAUUCCACUGGAAUUGCGUGGUUGUGUUGUUCGACAUUUAGCAUAAUACAAUAUUCACAUGGAUGUUUCAUCCAAAAAAACUAAAAAAUAUAAGUCGAAAAUUGUGUUUUCCAAUGCUUUUACGUUGAAAAUUUAGAGUCCGUUCGUCAAACACCAAGAGACCUAAAUUUCGUUUCGAGAAGUGUUAACAAAAUAUAAGAAAUAAGAAUUGCACGCAUACUGUGGUAACAAGCACAUAAAACUCGUUUUGGUCAUUGAGUUGCGUCGAUAUUGUGUAGUAUUUUUGCGGUGGUGUGUGGACGGUGUAAAGUGAUUCAUUCAGUAAAAUUGAAUCAAAAAACUUGUUGAGUAAAAAAAAAUUGUGUGGAAAUCGUGUGACAGAAUAUGCUGGCUGAAGGGGGUAUUCGAGCCAUUGGUGACGGGUUGCUGGAGAUCGCAACCGAACGAAUGCAAGCAUUGCUUGUGAAAGAGGAUAUCAAUGAAAUAUACGAUGUUGAACAGACACCGUUUGCAAGAGGAAAAUUUGCUACCGUACGCCGGGCCGUACACAAAAAAACUGGCGUUCAUUUUGCUGCCAAAUUUUUGAGACGCAGGCGUCGAGCUCAAUGUACAUUGAAGGAAAUUGGCCAUGAAAUUGCGAUUUUAAUGAUGUGUGCCGACUCAAAGCAUAUCGUCAAAUUGAAUUCAGUACACGAAACCAAAUCGGAAACCGCACUAAUUCUGGAGUUAGCGACUGGUGGUGAGUUACAAGCAAUUUUAGACGACGAACGGGUCUUGACUGAAGCACAAGCUCAAAUUUGUAUGCGAGAAAUUCUAAAGGCUCUACAGUACUUGCACAAGAAAUACAUUGCCCACUUGGAUAUUAAACCACAAAAUAUAUUGCUAUGCGGUGAUAAAGUUGAAGAUGGUCUUAAACUUUGUGAUUUUGGUAUUUCACGGAUUGUCGUUGAUGGCGGAAAAGUACGUGAAAUUUUAGGCACCGCCGAUUACGUGGCACCCGAAGUACUUCAAUUCGAACCGUUAUCACUGAAAACGGACAUUUGGUCAGUCGGCGUAUUAACGUAUGUCUUACUAACUGGAUGCAGUCCAUUUGGUGGCGACACAAAGCAGGAAACGUUUCUCAAUAUUUCCAAAUGUUUAUUGACCUUCCCCGAAGAACUGUUCGAAGAUGUGUCACCCGUUGCCAUCGAUUUCAUUAGAUGUGCACUCAGAGUAAAGCCAGAGGAUCGAUUGUCAGCCACAGAAUGUCUUGAACAUUGUUGGCUCAGUGAGGACCUUCCGCGUUUGACAAUGCCAAGCAAUGCUUUCAAAGACUGCAGUGAUUUGUUAGACAAUAAUUUUACCACAAUCGAUACAUCAAUCGCACACAAUGGAACAAACGGAGUAUACCACAACAAAUACAAUUCAAUCAAUGAAUCAUCGGAAGAAACAGUCGAUGCUGAUGUAGCAGUACAAUCGAACAAAGACUAUAACAAAGAAAAUAUCUUAGGUAACAGCAAUCAAAGUAAAUACAGCAUACAAGCAUCGUCAAUGGCAGCAGUCACAGGUGUUUUAAAUGGAUCAAAUACACCACCAUCAGUUCCAAUUAGUGAUUACAAAUUCGAAGAUCGCAACGACGAUCUCGUGAAUCCCACAUUAUCAACGUCAACUAUUACCAUCAAUCCAUGCGAGAUGAAUCGUCAUCAAUCGUCACUGUUUCCCGAUGCACCAACAACGCCAAAAGUAUGUCGAAAAUCGUCGCCCGAUUCACCGCCCAGCGUUAAGGCUCUGGUGAAAAAAUUCCAAUUAGAAAAUUCGGAUGCCAUUUCAACGUCAUCGACGAACGGAACGAAUGGCCACGGUGACACCGACGGUACGACAUGCGAGGAGGAUUUUUGUUCGGCCCGAUGCAGUGUGAAUUGUAUGCCAUGCGGUCCGGGAUGUCGGCACUUGAACGGUCGCAAAUCGAUUGGUAUCGAUCAGGGUAUUAUUUGCUAGCUAAAGGCCAACGUGUUUCGUUUGCAGCAAUGCUUUCGUUGCACAUUGCGAAAAUAAUUUUUAUUUUGAAUUUUUUUUUCAUCAAUUUUUUUACAAGUUUUUUUCUUUCCCUAAUUCCUAAUUAUUAUCAUUAUUUUGCAAUGUUGAUCAUCGUCAAUUACUAUUAAUCGCCUAUCGUAUUGGAUAUGUUUGUUGGCAUGUCCUCCGAUUUGAUUUUUUUAGAGAAAUCUUUUUUCGUUAUUUUUUUUGAAAUUCAUCUUUGAAUCCAAUUUGAAUUCGUUUGGUUUACCAAUGUCUCUGUGACAGAGAUGCAGCGUAAAUGGAAAUAUAUAACAACUAGAUGAUAAGUGAAUGGUUUUUUUUUCUCAUUCAAUUACAAGUCAAAUGUGUACUAAUUGUAAUUUCUCAUAAAUGUAUGCCUUCAAUGAUCUUUAAUUCGAUUGCAAAGCAGUUCUGCAGGGAUAGAAAAAAUAUUUUAAAGAAAUUGUUAACUGGAUUUGGAUUUGGAUUACUGCAGUAUAGUAGAGAGUUCAAAUCGCGUAUGGCGUGAAAAAAUUUAAAGGAAACAGCAAAACAAUGAAGACAAUAAACAAAAGACAAUCUUUCCUAAUAA